Molecule: messenger RNA, 2366 nt
Organism: Panicum virgatum (switchgrass)
Lineage: Eukaryota; Viridiplantae; Streptophyta; Magnoliopsida; Poales; Poaceae
Product: inactive receptor-like serine/threonine-protein kinase At2g40270
Exons: 6
Coding region: 361-2223 (620 amino acids)
Biological process (GO): protein phosphorylation
Molecular function (GO): ATP binding; protein kinase activity
Source: RefSeq, a predicted model, not a curated record
GUGUGGCCCUGCUCUUGUGCUCGGGCUCCGUGGACAGCCGAACUGCUCUUGUGCCGCAGUGGCCAGUGGUCAUCCCAAAUCAUCUCCACCUCCACCCCCUCCGGCCUCCGCGUGGCCGUCUUCCCAGGCCUGCUCCCCCACCAUAUCGGACUGGUGCGUGGCGCCCUUCCUCUCCGGUCUCUACUUCCCACUGAGACGCUAGCUAGCUAGCCGAGUUGGAGACGGCCAGCGACCUCCACCUCUGGCUCUCGAUCUCUGCUGUGUCUUUGCAUGACCUGCUGAAAAGGGUGCGUGCCUUCCACGAUCAGUGCGCGUGCGCUCGUCCCCGUGUCGGUUCGUGGAGCGUUUCGUCGGGCGUCCAUGGAGGAGCUGCGCCGCCGCCGCCGGCAGCGGGUGGUGGGUGUCCCGCUGCUGCUGGUACUGAUGGUCUCCAUGCUCACUGAUCUCGGCAGCUGCAACGACGCCGGACAAGGAACUCUGAACCCAGAGGAAGGUAUCGGCUCCGACUCCGAAGCCAGGAUAAUCCAUGGCGACCGUACACGAAAAAUUCUGCAGGAGCAGCAGAACAAGUACUGGUCUGGAUAUUUCAGCAACAAGGCGGCAUGGCCGGGUUUCACCAACAAUAAUCCUCCAGCCGGCCGAGGCGGUUUUCAGAGCCCGCCGUCGACGUUCACGCCGCAGUAUCCGCAAUGGCCACCGUGGCCGUGGACACCGAAGGUUUCGCCGCCGAUGAGCUUUCCCCCAUCGCCUGCUCCGGCACCUUCCAAGCCUUUGCCGCUGCCCGCGCAUGAUGGAAAUCCUUCACACAGCAUCGCACUGCCCCCACAGCCGCCGUCAGGCACCGGUAGUAAGCCGGUAGUUGCCGGAGUUGUGCCUGGAGCGGGGCACUCUGGUCAUGUUCGCAGGCCUGCCUAUGUCAUCGCCGCGGCAGGGGCCUCCCUCCUCGCGGCGGUGUCGGUGGCGCUCUUCGUCCUGUGCUGCCGGUCCAGCAAGGUGGUCACCGUAAGGCCGUGGGCGACCGGCCUCAGCGGGCAGCUACAGAAAGCAUUUGUCACAGGUGUGCCAUCGCUGAAGAGAUCGGAGCUUGAGCUCGCCUGCGAGGACUUCAGCAACAUCAUCGGCUCCUUGUCGGAUUACAUGGUGUACAAGGGGACGCUGUCAAGCGGCGUCGAGAUCGCGGUGGUGUCGACGACCAAGAACUCUGCCAAAGAAUGGUCCAAGCGCUGCGAAACACAGUUCAGGAAGAAGGUGGGAAAUAAUAAUGCUACUCUGAAACUGUACUGUCCAAUGCAAUUUGCUCUGAAGACUCACCAUAAAACAAACAAAUUGACAUUAAGGGCAGGUACUAAUGUGAAUCUUUCCGUAAUUAUGGCAAGGGCAGAUAGCAAGCUUGUCCAGAGUCAACCACAAGAACUUCGUGAACCUGCUGGGCUACUGCCAGGAAGAACAGCCCUUCACCAGGAUGAUGGUGUUCGAGUACGCUCCGAACGGCACACUCUUCGAGCAUCUCCACGUCAGAGAAGACGGCCACCUGGACUGGCCGACGCGCCUGCGGGUGGCUGUGGGCGUCGCCUACUGCCUGGAGCACAUGCACCAGCUGAGCCCGCCGGAGAUCCUGCGCACGCUGGACACGUCCACCAUCUGCCUGACCGACGAUUUCGCCGCCAAGAUCUCCGACGUCUUCUUCUGCGACGAGCCCCGGGACCGGGAGGAGGCGAGCCUGCCGUCCCUGUCCCCGGCGCUGGCGGACAGGGAGAGCGUGGUGUACAGCUACGGGAUGGUGCUGCUGGAGACCAUGACCGGCCGGUUCACGGCGUCGGGGGGCGGCCUGCUGGAGGGCUGGGCGGCGGGGUACCUGAGAGGGGAGCGGCAGCUCAGGGACGUGAUGGACCCCGCGCUGCGGAGGUCCUUCCACGCCGCCACCGUGGACCGGCUGGACGGCGUCAUCAGGGGCUGCACCGACCGCGAGCCCAGGCGGCGGCUGACGAUGCCGGAGGUCGCCAGGCGGCUGAGGGAGAUCACCGCCAUGCCGCCCGACGCGGCUACCCCGAAGUUGUCGCCGCUGUGGUGGGCGGAGCAGGAGAUCAUCUCCACGGAGGUCAACUGAAACUGAAGACAUGGAAUGGGAAUGUUUUGUUUGCAAGGAUUUCAUCCAGGUCGUUUCAAAUCCUGAAAUUCCGAGAACAGGAUCCCGUUCAAAUGCACCUGGAAACUGCUGUGUAGUUGAGAAGACAGGUUGAUUUUGUAAAUUUUUUUCUCCGUUUUCUGGUAUUCAUUUGUUUUGUCCUGUAAAGUUUCUGUCCAUCGUGUCCAUACGAACAAUACAAGCUACUGCAGCGUGUGGCCAGGCGCAUUUGGUUUCUCCA